UGUUCUUUUUCUUUUCCUUGCUUCUGAGCCACUGAAGGUUUGUUUUAUUGUCUUCUAUUCUCAAAACCCCUAUGAUUUCCAUCACUUAUUUGAUUCCAGCAGCAUAAAUAAAAUGCCACUAUUGUGGCGUUUUGAGAGCUGGCAGUACAGCUAGGUAUGGACAUCAGGAAAAGCUCGUGUAAGGCUGCAUUCACCAGGCUGUAUUUGCCAUCCCUGCUCUGGCAGCAGCUGCCAAGGGAGGUUGCCUGGCUGUUCAGGUUGUUAGGCUGGCUGUGAGAGCAGGCAUUGUGUUUCAUGUCCCUUCUUGGAAGAACUUGUUUCAGCCUUUAUGUUCAAAGGUAGUUAGACAUCUUGGAUUUAAUCAGGACACCCAACUUCUUUGGUUACAAGAUGAGUUGGCAGCUCUUCCGUUCUCAUAGGGCUGCUGCCAGGGUUCGUGUUACGGAUGCAUGGUGCUCAGGCACAGCGGCUGGGGCCGGAGGGCUUGCAGCCAGCCCCUCGGGAGCUGCGGCCCAACUCCUGCCGCACCAGGCGGCGGGAGCUGAAAGCGCAGGACAGCUCCUGUGAGGGAGCCCUCGGCGGGUGCGGCUUUGCCUCGCUGGAGAAUGGAAAUUAGGAUCUCAAAGACAUGCCUGGAGUUGGAGCGAUACCUUCAGACUGAACCGCGGAAGAUCUCUGAGACCUUUGGUGAGGAUUUGGACUGUUUCCUUCAUGCCGCCUCAGCCCCAGAUGCAGAGGACAAUAUCCGACGGCUGGACCCCAUCCUUUUACCUGUGGAGACGAGUACGUGUGACAAAAGCACCAACGUGGACAUUAUCCUCUCACGGGACAAGCUGCUGUCUGAGACGUGCCUCAGUUUGCAGUCCACCAGCUCUUCCACAGAAGGCUACACAGCCGUCAACCAGGCCCAACUCAAUGCAGUAACCUCAUUAACACCCCCUUCCUCCCCAGAGCUCAGCCGCCACCUUGUAAAAACCUCACAGACUCUCUCAGCGGUGGAUGGCACGGUGACGUUGAAACUGGUGGCCAAGAAAACUUCCCUCAGCUCCGUGAAAGUGGGUGUAGUGACAGCGACCGCGGGGACGAUAAAAACUGGGCAAAGUGACAGUGAGCACGUUGGUACAGGGGCAGAAGCAUCCCCAGAAAACAAGAAGAGGGUUCACCGCUGUCAGUUUAAUGGGUGCCGGAAGGUUUAUACAAAGAGCUCCCACUUAAAGGCUCACCAGAGGACUCAUACAGGUGAGAAGCCUUACAAGUGCUCGUGGGAAGGGUGCGAGUGGCGUUUUGCACGGAGCGACGAGCUCACGAGGCAUUACAGAAAGCACACGGGUGCAAAGCCCUUUAAAUGCAACCAUUGUGACAGGUGUUUUUCCAGGUCUGAUCACCUUGCCCUCCACAUGAAAAGACACAUCUAAAUAUCAGUCAGCUUGGCAUGAAUGUCAUCUGAGCUCAGUGUUGUGAGAUGAAAGUGGGACUCAAGUUUCAAGGCGCUACCUUGCAGGAGAAGAGAACUUGAUCACGCGUAAUCCUCUGUACAGAGACCACACGCUCACACUGUCAUGCACCCGAUCAUACUUCAAUACGUACAUCAGUUCUUCAUGCCUUGCCCCAGCUGGAUGGGAGAAGAUGCAGGCGAGGAAAUGGUAUAGAGGUGAAGUCAAUGAGGAGAAACAAUUGCUUACAGUACUUUGUCCCUUGGAUUUGUUUCCUGGUUUUGCCAAUGGAAAUCAAAGAAAACAGAGGAGACUUCCCUGCAGGUGGACGGCAGUAGGAGGGGCUUAUUUAACUUGCUUCUCAAUGCAACUCAAUAGGAGAAUAUGUUGUCUUGGAGUUGCAUAUUUGUAGCACUAACUUUCUUUUUAAAUAGAUGGGGAGGAACAAUGACCUAGAAAACCAAAUCCUAGUUUGGUAGCCAAAAUUAACCUCUUGGUUCAUUUGUUCUUUGUCUGAGAAUUCCUAAUGUUCAGUGCGUCAGACUUCUCACAGACACUUUGACCUGUCAUGGUUUUGGUUCUUCUUCCUAGAACUGAGCUAUUGAGAUCCUUUUAAGUCAAUACCAGUGGCCUUAAUGGCAGUAGACUGUGGAGUGACACUUGUGACACAAAUAUCCUCUUUUUGGCCUGAGUUUUAUGUAGACUUCACGGAGGACUAUAUUUUUGUUGGUUGUUUUUAUUUUAAUUUUUGUUUUGGCUAUUGCACAACAUAUGCACUAGGGACUCUGGAAGCUGCUGCCAUGAUGGCUAAGUGGCCAAGGGAUAAACCCCAGAGAAACAGCACCUAAUAUCUCUGUAGGCCUCACCUUAUUGCCAUAGCUAGGACUUCUUGUUUAUUUGUUGAACAAAAAACUUUAAAAGCUUUUUUGGAAGCUUAAACAUUUUUUCUCUUUUCUUCACGAACAAGUGAUCUUCAGAACUCCUUGUCUCCACCUGGAUAUCCAUCUGGGACUGGCCACACAGGCAUGACUACAGGAUUCCUUCCACAUCAUGUGAGCAUGUUAGCCACAACCCACAGUGACUUAGCGAUGAAUUAUGUUGCUUUUUCUUGCUGUUCUUCUAUUAACCAAUCUAAACCAUGGGACUUUCGUUUGUGUAAAGAGUACCUGCCGACGUUUUAAUUUAAAGCUAAUGUUUGUUGAGCAUCUUACACACAAAAAAAACCCAAGCCAAAAAUCCUGCUCCAGUCUUUGAGUGGGAAAUCGAGAACCUCUUCCAAGUACAAUGGCUUCAUUCAGCAUUAGCCUUUUAAAGAAAUUAUCAAAGUCCUCCUUUUCCAUUCAUCAAGUUGAUGCUGUAGUCCACUCCUAUACGAAAAAGUGUAAUAGUGUGAACGGUGAAGGAAGGGUUGGAUUUUACAUACAGCAGUGAGGCUUUCCAAAUGAUUGGUCUAAAGUAUUACUAACUUAGAGGUCCGUUUUGGCCUCCUGUGUGAACCAUCAAGAAGUGGAGGUCUCAUGCUUACCCUUCAGUCCUAUUGCUAAUUUGAUUUUGUUGGCUCAAAGAGGAUUGAAGUCUUCAUUGCAAAAGAAAAAAAACCGUAUCUUACCAUAACCUGCAUUUAAAACUAUUUGGCACUGGCCCUGACUCCAAAGACUGCAUUUAGGACCAUAAAAAUGGCCUAUGCAAGCAGGCAGGUGGUCAUUUGGUUGUAUAUUUUGUAUAUUCUGGGACCCAUCCCUACAAGAUGUGUCUAGAAAUGAAUCAAAAUGGCGUGUGGUCCACAAAUGGUUGCUGCUCUUUUAUACUGUAUUAGCCAACUGCCCUUCUUUGACUGUUUUGACGCAUUGACUGUUAAAUAUUUCCCUUAAUUUAUGUUCGGGGAGGUAAAACUGUACUCUUAGGGGAAAAAAGAAGAAGCGGGAAAGUCAAUAGAUGUUUAAGAGCUGUCACCAGGAUCCUUGGCACUUGAAUUCUCAGUGUUUUCAUAGAAUCAUAGAAUCAUAGAAUGGUUCGGGUUGGAAGGGACCUUAAAGAUCAUCUAGUUCCAACCGUCCUGCCACGAGCAGGGACACCUCCGCUAGACCAAAGCCCCAUCUAACCUGGCCUUGAACACUUCCAGGGAUGGGGCAUCCGCAACUUCUAGGGGCAACCUGUUCCAGUGUCUUACCACCCUCACAGUGCAAUCUCACGCUUUGCAACCUUCGGUUCCAGUGAGAGAUUGAAUUUACUCAAAAGAUGCUGGCUUUCUUCACAGUUUUCACAAAACACUGUGAUUGUCAAUUGAACACUUUGGGGACAGGGGGGAAAUACGAUGUCUGGCCCAUAUGGCAUGAAAUAUGGACCAAAAUCUAACCAUCUUUUAGGGACAAUGAUGUAACAUUCGUGAUAAGAGCAUGAGAGAGAGAAAGAGAGUGAAAGAAAAGAAAGGAAGACAGAGAGAACAAAAAUUGAGUUUAUUCCAAAGAUUUUAAACUAACUAUACUCUAUAUGUGUAUAUAUAUAUGCUUAUAUAUAUAUGUAUACAUUUAAAAAUUGCAGAGCACUGCUUGCUGACAAUCUCGUAUUUCUCUGUAUUUGCAUACUUUUUAAUGGCCAUUCCACCCAGCUGUUCCACUGGGACUGAGGGCCCUACAAUCCAAUUUGUGUUGGAAUAUAUAGAGCAUCCUGCCAGAUGUCUAAUGGGAACUGAAACCUCAGCUGUGUGAAACUGUAGAGCAUCCAGUCAGUGUAUUAGAUUAAAAACAGGAUAAGAGAAUCCUAGAAUUUCAUUACUGUAGUGUCUUAAAGUGUGUGCUCUCAAAUCCACCACUAUGAUAAUCAUUGGCUGUCAACCUGUAUAAAUAUCCUCUUUUGACCUCUGAACACACCUGCCUUUAGACACACUAUCAGUAGUCUACAAACCUUAAUUAUUAAGUGACAGUUUAAGUACCAGACUCUAUUUAAAACUGAAAAAAAUCAAGCAAGACUCUUUAUUUACUUCCAGUUGUCAUUUAUGGUCUUGUUGGCAUCUUAUUUGAAUAUGGCAGAACAAGGGCCCCAUGGAAAAAAACCAUGCUGAAAUGUCUGAUGAUUUUGUUCUAGAGGCAGACCUACAUGUAAAUCAUGGAUUCAGAUAGCCUAAAAGCAUAGAUAAAAGGGGAGUAAGAGACUUAACCAGAUUUCAGAUUUCUCAGGCUCUUUCUGUAGUAGGUCAUGAACUCUGAAGCCAAAUUUUGAACUUUGGGAACAUCUCUUCUGCUUGUAAAGGGAGACAUUUUUCACUUGUAUACGUGGUGUACUCAGCCAAUCUCUAGACUUCAGGUUUUGGGUGCUCAUAUGCAAGUGUCUUAGUCAUUACUAAGGUUUUGAACCACAGCUGGUAUUUUGUAGAAGGAGUCUCCAUUUUGGAAAGGCAUAAUUGGGAUUCAACAUUCCAGGAUUCAUUUUUUACAACGACAACUUUUGUUUCUUCACAUAUAUUUUAAGAUGUGCACUUCAAACUUGUGUAAUCUGUUAUAGCUAGAUCCUUUUUGGGCCUGUGUCUCCUUGCUGAAGUUGUACAGUUGUCCUCUAUGUUGUAAACUAUGAGUAGAAACAGACUAAUGAGGAAAGACUAAUCCUCUCUGUAGGGCUUCUUGGAAGCAAACCCAGAAAUAGAUGAUUUGGUGGCAGUUGAGGACUGAGUUAUCCAGCUGUAAGAAGGAGAAGCUUUACCUUGCUUCCUUCAUGCUAGAUUUAUGCCUAUUUGCAAAAGAGAAGCCAUUAUAAGAAAGUCAGAUUGUGGUUUCCAAGGCCAUGGAACUACAGGGUGAGAACAAAUUGAGACAAAAGUCUCUGAAAAUAGUGUACAUAGAGGAAGCAACUAAAGCAAAUGUGAGUUUUGUGAGUAAAUAAAUAAUAUUUUGGAGCAGAGCAGUCAAUGAUAGAAUCAUGCAGGUGGGAAGGGGCCUCCACAAACUGUCUUGGCCAACCUCCAACUAGAGCUGGUUGCUCAGGGCCAUAUCCAGCUGAGUUUUAAAUAUCCCCAAGGGUGGAAAUUCUACAACCUUUUUCUACAAGCUUGUCCAAUAUUUGAUUACCUUCAUGGUAAAAUUUAAAAAAAUCUAAAAGCCCGUGUGUAGGGUGGGAAUUUUCCAUGUUCCAGCUUGUUUUCAUUGCCUCGUCCACUGCGCACCUCCAAGAAGAGUCUGCCUUCUUCUCUACACCCUCUGUUAGGUAUCUGUAGACAGCAAUAAGAUCUACCCUCACCUUUCUCUUCAUAAGGUUGAACCAUGUCUUUCAGCCUCUCUUCAUCCAUCAUGUGUUCCAGAACCUGAUCUCCAUGGUGGCUCUCUGCUGGACGUUCUCCGAUACGUCAGUAAUUUUCUUGUAAUGGGGAGACCAAAACCAGACAGAAUAUUCCAGAUCAAGAUGUGCUUCAUAUGUUACAGCAUUGAUAUAAUUACUUAUUUUGGAUUCUUCAAUUAUCUAAUUGAGACAAGUUAUCCUCUAUGAUAAUAUUCUAUUUUUAAACUGACUUAUGAAAAAUCAUUUAAGAAGCACCCAUAUAAAGAUUUUUCUAAUCAGAUUUGCUGGAUCUGUGUAUGGAAAUAUGCUUGUAGAAAUACACUUUCUAUGCUGCCAGCUUGAGGCCUGGCAAGCAAAAUUCUGGUUUUCCAAUGUGAUCAUUGCUGGUUUACCUUAAACUAAAAAAAUGGAUUGUUUCACUCAUACUAUAUCAAAUACAAAGACAAAUGAUGCUGUGUUUUAGCCACUUUUUAGACCAAAACACCACUUCAGUGCAUCUUUGUUCUGUUUUUUUUUUCCUAAUCUAAACUAUCAAUCACAUGUAUUUUAUAAAGAUUAGCCUAACAGAAAAGGGCAUUCCAGAGUCUGCAGUAUUUUUCAUUAUCCCAGAGUUGUUCUUUUUCAGAACAGCAGCCAGUACUCAGUCUAGAAAAUGACAUUAGCUGGAUAAAUUGGCAAAAGAGGAAGAGAAAGGAUGAACUGAAAUCCUAGAUUCUUUCAGUGUUUUGGACAAGGCUCUGAGCAGUCUGAUCUAACUAAACUGUUUUUUAAACAGAGGGUUGAAUUAGGUGACCUCCAGAGGUACCUUCCAACGUUAAUUUUUCUGUGUUUCUAUGAUUCAUUUCAGAGUUCUCAGUGAUUGAAUGUGUACUGGUUCUGGUUUUUCCCAGUCUCGUGCUGGCGGAUCAGACUGUAGGACAGGUCUGUAGGGUUUCUCGCAAACUCUCAUAGUUUCAUCCUCAUUACACUUCAUAAGGCUUCUUCAUGAGAGAGACUUAGAGAGGAAGAAAUCUUUAAAGAAACCCCAAAACCCUUAGCAAACUGGUUUGAAGCAAUAUUAUACCAUGAGAUGUGUCACAGCUGCAGGGACCAACCAGAUAGUAUGGAAAGAAGUUUGCUAGCGUAGAAACCCAUGUGAUGUCUCAAAGAUGGUUUCCAAGACCUGAAAUCUAAGCCAGUAUAUAUUUCUACAAAGGUUAACCUUUUUAAUUUUAUUAUUAUUAUUAAUUCUUAUUUUCCUCAGACUUUUUGGAAUUGAGUUUGCUGGUGUGUUGGGUUUUUUUUUAGGCUAGCACAUUUUCAUUUCAUAUGUGGAAAGAACUGACCAAACAGAUGGGGAAGAAGAACCUGACCCCAGGAGGAGCCCCCAGGUCCUUCCUUCUGGAACUGUUUUAACUUUAGGAGUAAAAAGAUAACUACUCACCAGGGUGUAUGGCUAAAACGGAGUUGAUCAAUAUGAUAGUUGCAGUGAUGGAGUGUAUCUUAUCUGUGACCUUCCUGAUAUCUACAGAAUCAGGCUUUUUCCCUCAUUUUUACCUGGCCCUAGACAAUUUGGGCUUUUUAGCUGUCUCUAACACACAUAGUGUAUUUAUCUGCGUACAAAAGAGGUCAUAAUUGGUGCUUUUGACAAAACUGAUGAAAAUCCAACUUGCUUAAGUGUUUCCUUUGCUCUGCCUGUUCCCUUAAUGUGUGUCAAAAUCUUUAAAUUUAAAAAACAAAAAAAAAAGAAAAAUUUUGUAAAUAACUUAAUGUUACUAGGCCAGCACCCAGUGGAUCAAGGGCUUUUAUUCUUGAUUUCAUUCAGGACUUGGCAUGUCCUGUCACUCCAUCCAGUAAGACUGUUUUUAAGCUUUCAUAUCUUGGGUGAUGCCUCUAACCCAACACUCUUUGAAAGUACUUUUUGCUGAUUUCAGAUAGAAUUGCACUUGCAAAGAUCCCCACAUACCGAGAAUAAAAGCAAUGCUUGACAAUAACUCUAUUUAACUCUGUAUUGAAAAAUUAGAAUUAUUUCCUCACAAGAUACUUCAACUGCUCAUUGACAAGUCUUGUCUGUCUUUCACUAGCGUUAAAUCUACGCCUUCUUGAAUGAUCAUUUCCAGACCAAGCUUGGAUGUUCUUCUUCCUUUUGUCACUUUUGUGUCUCUUUUCAUUAAUAGUUUAGGGAUGACUACUGCAGUCUUUCUCCUCCACAGCUCUACACUGGCUUCAGUGGCAAGAUUUAGCACUGUAAGAUCUGUAGAAUCUGGCCCACCAGGUACUAAGAUCUGUCUCGUAAAGCUGAGACUUUCCUCCUCCCUUAGAGGAAAAAGUCCAAGGCAUACUCAUGCUAUAUAAGUUAUAUAUAUAAUGAUAUAUAUAAAUUAUAUACAUAAAAAUGUGGAGAUGGGGGGUAGGCUGCCUUUAUCACCUCAAGAAUGGGUUCCCCUACCUGAAAACUUUCAAAUGCAGGCGUCGUUUUUCAAACAGGGUUUUAUAGUUUUCCUUAAUGCUUGUUUAUGGCAUUUUUGGUGUAAUAAUUGAAGUUGGAACUCUUUGCGAUUUUCAAAAUGAAAGCUUUGAUGAUUUUUUUUAAGUGCUUUGAUCCUAACUUCUGUAUACUGCCAGAAAACAGGUUCUCCACCCUGUCUCUGUGUGGGUGUGGAUGUACAACGGUGUACUGUAUAUACCUACACAGAAGAGGAAACUGAGCUACUGACUUACAGUUUGUAGUAGCCAACCGUGCCUAUUGCUUUGAUUUGGGAGGGCACUUGCUGUUGCCACUGCAUCUUAGGAAUCAUGUCAGCUUCUCUAGGAAAAGUUUUCAACAGUGCUGGGAAAUACAUGUUGCUGUGUACUGCAAAUGAGUAGGCUGCAAAUUUGGGGAUUGGGAGGGGAGGUGGGAAGGGAGGAGGAUGAGGGCUUAGCAUGUACACAGUAAAAGUGAACUAGAAUGGACAGAAAGGUGACAAGUUUAGCCUUUUUUUUGUUAGGCUCUCGGGGAAAUGAAAAGCUAACACACAGUUCCUGGAAGGCCUGAUGGCCGAAGGGCUGAUCCUGAUAUUUUGCAACAUACAUUUUACCCGUCGCUCUGUAUUUUAAACCCCAGGCCUGUCAGAUUCUGGAAGUAGAUCAAAACACUGGUUUAAACACUACUUUGUUACCAAGGCCCUGUCUCUACCAGGGAAGUUGCCCUAAGUUAAAUUAUCAGUUGAGUUAAAAUCACCUUGUAGCUGCACCUAUUACUUGAUUGCCUGGAUUGACUUUGCAUUGGCAUCCUAUGCAGUUAAGCCGAAGUGUAAGAAAUGCUUCAACCAAUUAAGAUACCUCUACAGGAAGGGUCUUGCACCAAUUUAAGUACCUAAACCACAGUGCAGCUUUUCUCUUAGAAACAAGGCCUUAGCAUGUCUACUCAUUUAGUUAAAAAUAAUAAUGCAGGCUGAGAUUUUCUUUCCUCGCUUUGCAAAGUGGCCUGUUUUCUUUCUUGGCCUUUGGAACCUUUCUUGCUCUCUACUUACUACAUGUAUAUUUUUGUUUGGGGGAUUUAUUUUUCUUUUUGUUUGGCAAUGACACAAAAAAGUAUGAAUGCUCCCUAUUUAAAAGAAA
This is a messenger RNA of Strigops habroptila (Kakapo), 9284 nucleotides long. It is a transcript of the gene KLF7, whose product is annotated as Kruppel like factor 7. Bases 606 to 1415 code for a protein of 269 amino acids. The record is from RefSeq and is a predicted model, not a curated record. NCBI's taxonomy places the organism in Eukaryota, Metazoa, Chordata, Aves, Psittaciformes, Psittacidae. Gene Ontology annotation, molecular function: RNA polymerase II cis-regulatory region sequence-specific DNA binding; DNA-binding transcription factor activity, RNA polymerase II-specific. Gene Ontology annotation, biological process: regulation of transcription by RNA polymerase II. The transcript is spliced from 4 exons.